AUCGCCCAACGACCGCAUCCAUCAACGCCAACUGCCCCAUUUCAUCCACCACCUCCACCAACUUCCAAAAACCACAUCAAUCAGUCGAAAUGGCACCAAAGGCAGCACAAAAGACCCCAUCCACCGGCGGCAAGGCACCAGCUGGCAAGGCUCCUGCUGUUGAGAAGAAGGAGGCCGGCAAGAAGACUGCCGCCCCAUCUGGCGACAAGAAGAAGCGCACCAAGACCAGAAAGGAGACCUACUCCUCGUACAUCUACAAGGUCCUCAAGCAGGUACACCCAGACACGGGUAUCUCCAACCGCGCCAUGUCCAUCCUCAACUCUUUCGUGAACGACAUCUUCGAGCGCGUCGCAACAGAGGCAUCCAAGCUCGCUGCAUACAACAAGAAGUCGACAAUCUCAUCGCGCGAAAUCCAAACAUCUGUGCGACUGAUCCUGCCUGGUGAGCUUGCCAAGCACGCCGUGUCUGAAGGCACCAAGGCCGUCACCAAGUACUCUUCUAGCACCAAGUAAACGUGACAUCAUCGGGUUUGAUGGAUGUUGGCGUUGCUUCUUUCGAAUGACAGAUGCCUCACUGAUGGGUGGUGAUGGGCUCUGCUGGGUACAAUGGGCGUUUAGAUAAUGCGAUCAUGGGAUGGGUCUGCUUGAUGUUUCUUAUUUUACGAUUGCUCACAAUACCACGGCGCUGAUACCGCAGUCGGCGGCGCGCAGCAGAGCAGUCGGGCAUGGAUAGGCUGUACAGUAGCAGCUGCGGCAGCGCGAGGGCAAGUCGAUCAGGCUGAGUCCAGCUUGAUAUGAAUGCAUGAUUUCCAACACUACUACUUGCCGUCUCGACUCGUUCAUCUCAUACUGAC
Messenger RNA from Sphaerulina musiva SO2202, 853 nucleotides. RefSeq names its product histone H2B. Gene Ontology annotation, molecular function: structural constituent of chromatin; DNA binding; protein heterodimerization activity. The record is from RefSeq and is a predicted model, not a curated record. Gene Ontology annotation, cellular component: nucleosome. Lineage: Eukaryota; Fungi; Ascomycota; Dothideomycetes; Mycosphaerellales; Mycosphaerellaceae. Gene Ontology annotation, biological process: nucleosome assembly. Bases 90 to 512 code for a protein of 140 amino acids. The transcript is spliced from 3 exons.